CAAUGGUGCCGAAGGUAGAGAACAUAAUUUCUCAUCUGUGGGAGGUGAUGCUCAGAAGUGAAGUGAUGGGCCAACGUAUCAAGAAAGUGUUAAAAAGAGACAUCGCAUUGGCCACUGCUAAGAUCAGUGCUCGUGCUGUCGCAGGUCUCCUCCUUGAUGGUCGAGAUUGCUCCAUUGUCUUCAAGUCUGACUUCAACCAGUCGGAGAGUGACAAUCGGAAUUUGAAUGUUAAGGUGAGUGAAGUAAGGAAGAACCCUUACACAUAUGGCGAUGAUGAUAGCAGCCGUGAUAUAUCGCCUCCUGUGCUCUCUUUACGGGUAGAAGAUGAGGAGGGACACCUUCGCUCACCGGGCAAGGAACUCACAUUCAACAUCACGAGGCCCAUAUCAAAGGAUUCUAUAGGAAUAUUUAGUGUGAAUAAGACGAGGCAAGGAGAAGAAGGAUUAUGUCAUCACAAGUUCCAGCUGAAGAAAGACUCUGAGGCCAUUCUUGUCUAUGUAGACAUAGGGAACAAGGCGGCCAAUUUGAUCGGCUAUUUUCGGUUUGUGUGAAAUUCACGUAUUUUGUAAAAACGUAUUUUCCUUUAAAAGUUUUGUUUGUCUCAUGUUAGUCUCCUAAUUCUGCGAUUGGGCAUGUUGCAGAGAGAAGCAACAUUGCACCCUCAGUUCUUUUUCUUAAUUCUAUGAUAGUGCAUGUUGCAGAUGGAAGCGAUUUUGUGCCUUCAGUUUCUUUUCUUAAUUCUAUGAUAGUGCAUGUUGCAGAGAGAAGCAACAUUGCACCUUCUGUUUCUUUUCUUGAUUCUGUGGUGGUGCAUGUUGCAGAGGGCGUAGAUGAGUACAAGUUGCUUGAGUAUACAGACAGCUGCAGGGUCUGGGACAGGAACCAGAGCGUGUGGACCUAUGAGUCGUGCAAAGUACGUUGUCGUGGGUGGUUGGCGGGAGCUCUGGUGUGGUUUGCUUC
Molecule: messenger RNA, 960 nt
Organism: Aplysia californica (California sea hare)
Lineage: Eukaryota; Metazoa; Mollusca; Gastropoda; Aplysiida; Aplysiidae
Exons: 3
Coding region: 3-551 (182 amino acids)
Source: RefSeq, a predicted model, not a curated record